GCUUACAUGCCCUGUGGCAUCUCUUAAUUCAAAAGCCUGACUCUUGGACUUCGAAAGAGAAAGUUAAAAAAUUUUGAGCAGGGUGUGUGUAGGGUGGAUUGUGGUAAAAGAAUUUUUAAAAGACAAUUUAUCUUGAUAAAAGGGUGCGAGUUCUUGAUUAAGAGACCUUUCUUGCCAGGGGUAAGACAGUGGUAUGUUUCCCUUAUUUGCCUUAUGUUGGUAAGUUUCAAUAGACUCUACUUUUCAGCUGUCUUUGGUCAAAUUGCCCUUUACUCCUUGUUAUAGUCUAACUGUUGUUUUCACUAAUACAUGUUACCUUUCCGAAGAGUUGAUAUAAUUUGACUAUUAUAUCCAGUCCUCAGAAAAAUUCUUUGUCUUAAAGAUUAGUGUACUUUUCCAACCUUGUUUUAACUGGAACUUAAAAAAAAAUACACCAGGCAUUAUUAUUUUUUUCUUAUUUUAAAUUCUGGGUCUAUGCCAGGUUGCAGAUGGACUGCCAAGCAUCCAGGCAGCUUGCUGGAGCCAUUUCAUGAGCUGGAACUUAUCUCUUUGUUGUGUAAAUCUUUUUAGUUUUGAUGCUCUGCAUAAAUGUUUAGGUUCAAGGUUUAUGGUCUGUGAAUAUGCCUGUUAACAAGUCACCUAUAAUUAAUAAAUAUGGAGUAAUAGCUUCCUCUUAUGAGGAACCCUUGAAAUGUAGUUUUAAACUUUUAAGUCAAACAAAGAAUAACAAAUCAAGAUCAUCAUUUUCAAUCACAAAAGAAUUCAUAUUGAAAUUCAAUGAAACACAAAAGCCAGAAGAGAAGCAAAAAUUGUUGGAACUAGCUAGAAAAAACAUUCUUAAAUGUAAGAGAAGACUUGGUCUCAAAACCUUAGGCUGUGGUAAGCAUGUGCAUCUCCCUGCUGCUUGGACUGAAGUAGUAUAUCUGGCUCAAUGUAAAGGAGAAAUCCAAGAGGAAGCCUUAAAUAUACUUUUUACAUCCCUGGACCAUGCUUCCUUCGAUUGCGAUCAUCUGCCUGCCUUAUUUUUUGUAGCAGAAUCAGUUUUAUAUAGACUCUGUUGUGAUGCAUUCCUGAAGACGUACUUAUAUUCAGUUGAAAUAAAACUGUCAAAGAUUGGCUAUUUGGUCUUCUUACGACUUUUUAUAUUUUUCCUGCAUGGCCACCUAGCAAGUUUUAAAGAACAUUUACUUAGGCUUCAACCAUAUUUAUGUGCACUUUCUCUUUCUGGACAAUCAUAUUACAAGUAUCCCAACAUCUCUUCAAAUGUCGAGUUCAUCCUGAAAACUGCGGAAAUAAUAUGUAAAAGUGAACUAUUAUCUGAAUCAGUUUUCAGCCCUGUGGAAAACAAAGAAGGAUAUGAGAACAUAGAUUCUGAUAUGGAACAUUUGAAAUUUCAGCAGGGAGGGUAUGAAGUUAACCACUUGCUCUGGCACUGUGUUGCUGCUUGGUCUUGUGUUCAGAAUAAUAAUCCUCAGUUGAACAACGUGCUUGAACAUCUCAUCUUCUAUAAAACACAGCUUCAAAAGAAAUGCUGGUUGAAUUCAGCACUGGCUUUGUUGGUCCUUGGGGAGGCUGCCAAGUUAAACAUGGCCUGCUUGAAAGCUUUAAUGGAUCUAAUGAGAAAUUUUAUUUCAAGCGUUAUGUCUGUUCAGAAUCAGGAAGAAAGUUGCAAGGGUGAUGAUUUUCCCUGGGCCUGGAAUAUAGUCUACUUAUAUGUAACAAUCCUUGCAGAAAUCUGCUUAUAUGCAGCUACUUCCAAUUUGCGAAAAACUGCUUUUAUUGGUUUCUGCGUCUGUAAAACCCCACGAAAAAGUAUUUUCCCCAUAGACGCCAGAUCAGAAGAACAACCAGAAUUAAAGGAAACAAGUAUUUUAGGUCUUUUGGAAUACUUCUCUUCAAAAAUAUCAGAUAAUUGUGAUCAGCUGGUCUGGACUGUAUACUAUGGCUUAGUGUAUAACCUGGUGAGAAUGUCAUGGGAACUCCGAGGAGAUGAGGAACAGGAUGGACUUAGAAACAUAAUAUGGCAAACAUUACAGAAAACAAAGGAUUGUGAGAAAGACAAGCGAAUCUUUAAUGCAAUAAAGAUAGCUCAGGCUGAGUUAAAUGAUCCAACUGAUCCUUUCACUAAUUAUAGUACAAAAGUUCCAUCAAAUGUAGGGGAUGAAACUUUCUCCAAAUAUAUAGGAUGGAGAAUUGCCAACACACUUUCCAAACUAUUCUUCCCCUCCACUGAUACCUGUCCCCUCCCUUUGAAGAAACCACCGAUAAAACAAGUUCAGAUGAAAUAUCCGAAUAAAAAGCAGGAUCCCAUGAAGAAAAGAGUUCUACGUAUCACUGCAAGACUCAUGCCAUGUCUCCUAUCAAGAGUUGGAGUCUGUUUCCCUUCCUCUUCAAUCUGAACUUGCCUUGGGACUUGCUUUGAACUCUAGAAUCAAGCAGCAGUGACACUUUGCCUGUUCUCAACCUGGACUUUAAGAGAACUGUAGCUUCUAUAUUUGCUCUCUUUCUAUCCCACAGUUCUAAGCAAAGGUUAGGCUAUUCUGCUGGAGAGAGGCCUUGGGAGAUGAGAGACCACAUGGAGAGAAAGCCAUUUGAAGGAAAACCAAAGCCCUCAGCUGCUGCCAAGAACAAAGCCCCAGACAUGUUAGUGAGGAACUCCUGGGCUCCCCAACUUAGUCUAUCUGCUAGUUGAAUGCAACUUCAUAAAUAAGCUCAUUUGUAACUGUAUGCAGCCAGAUUAAGCCAUCUCUGGUGAGUCUUGUGCAAAUUCCUGAAACACAGAAUUGGUAGCAGCAGAUAGUUGUUGUUUUAAGUCACUAAAUUCUGGUGUAAUUUUUCAUGCAGCAAUAGAUAAGUACGGAAAAACCCUUCUUAGUCAUUAUAUAAUAGUCCAAUGGAGUGCUGGUGGUUCCUGUCACUAAUAAUUGUCUAGAAAUUUGUGUCAGUAAUCCUAAGCAAGAUUGAUUAAUUAAUUUUAUUUAUUUUGUUCAAUCCUUGGCAAGUUUUGAUACCAAUGUUAUUCUUUGGAAGUUCCUUUCUUAUAAUUUCAGUAGCAUUGGCAUUAUCUACUCUUUUAAACUUUGGUAGAAUUUCCCUCUUAAACCAGCAGUACUUUAUGCCUUUUAAGGUUAGCACUUUGCCAGAUUUUUCUAUUUUCUAUGGCAGUUGGCAGGGCUGAUAUUCAGCUGAAUAUACAGGCAUAACUAGAUCCAAUUCUGACUGUUUGAAGCCCCUGUUAUAAAAAUCUCUGAAGCAUCAUUCCUGAAUGUCUGUCUCUAUAAAUAUCUUUUCUUCUUAAGUCAAUUUUAGCAAAUUGUAUUUUCUUUAAAUAUUAAUUUCAGUCAUGUUUUUCAGAAAUUAUUUGCCAAUAAUUGAGCAAAGUAGUCUCUUAUGAGUCUUUUAAUUCUGUUUCUUUGAUUA
Molecule: messenger RNA, 3420 nt
Organism: Choloepus didactylus (southern two-toed sloth)
Lineage: Eukaryota; Metazoa; Chordata; Mammalia; Pilosa; Megalonychidae
Gene: TMEM232
Product: transmembrane protein 232
Exons: 13
Coding region: 621-2399 (592 amino acids)
Source: RefSeq, a predicted model, not a curated record